AUGGUCAAGCUCACGCAGCAGCCCUGGAAGGGCAUAUAUGCACUCGGAGCCGUUGGAUUCGAGCUCCUACGUUUCCCCUACUUUGUCGUCGCUUAUCUCGUUGCCUCGCGUCGCCAGAACCCGACGUGGUCGUUCCGCCAGGCCAUCGGCGUGCGCUUCUUAGCCUCGGCUCUCUGGCACGUUGCCACGCUGCAGCUUCAAGAGCCGCUUCCGCUCACCCCCGGUGCAGAAAAAGAGCGGUUCGUGCUGGUCAAGCCAGGAAAGGAUGAGGCGUACAAGGGCCCGCUGAGGAACAGUAAGGACGUGGUGCCAGCCGAAAUUGGCGGCACGUGGUAUCCCGCGCCCUUGACGCCGGGCAGUGACAAAAGCAACGUCAAGGUGAUUCUGCAUACGCACGGCGGCGCAUUUGUUCAUGGCGACGGAAGGUCUGGCGCCACGGGAUUCCUAACGAGCUUGUUCCUCAAGCACACGCCCGCAACGCAUGUGUUUUGCCCGCAGUACCGCCUGGCAAAAUUGCCUGUUUCGUCGUCAUCGGACCCGUUUCCGGCCGGCCUGCAGGACGUAGUGACUUCGUACCUCUAUCUCGUCCAUGACCUCAAAGUCCCUGCCGAGAACAUCAUUGUCUCGGGCGACUCUGCUGGCGGCAACCUCACCAUCUCUCUGCUGCGUUACAUUGCCGAAUUCGGUGCCGAAGCUGGACUCCCCAGCCCCGCGGCUGGCCUUCUUUGGUCCCCGUGGAUCGACACGUCGGAUAACAAGGCCGAAUAUGCGCGCACCAACAGAAACUACAUGUCCGACUAUCUCUCCCCGCCUUUUACCGUCUGGGCUACAGAAGCGUAUGCGGGGCCAGCUGGCGAAUCAGUCUUGUCGCAACCCUAUGUCUGCCACAAGAAUAGCAUGUUCAAGACCCAAGUUCCCAUCUGGAUCAACACGGGAGGUGCCGAGAUACUGUACUUUGACGAUGUCGAGUGGGCUGAGCAGAUGAAGAAAGCGGGUAAUAAUGUUGAGUUGGAUAUUGAGGACAACGUGCCUCAUGAUAUCAUACUGCUGGGUAAUACGCUGGGCUUUGAGAAGGAGGCUGUUGGUAUGGCUGAGAGAGUGGGAAAGUGGAUAAAGGAGUACUGGGCGUAG
Molecule: messenger RNA, 1131 nt
Organism: Exserohilum turcica Et28A
Lineage: Eukaryota; Fungi; Ascomycota; Dothideomycetes; Pleosporales; Pleosporaceae
Exons: 1
Coding region: 1-1131 (376 amino acids)
Molecular function (GO): hydrolase activity
Source: RefSeq, a predicted model, not a curated record